Molecule: messenger RNA, 715 nt
Organism: Suillus clintonianus
Lineage: Eukaryota; Fungi; Basidiomycota; Agaricomycetes; Boletales; Suillaceae
Exons: 4
Coding region: 224-481 (85 amino acids)
Source: RefSeq, a predicted model, not a curated record
GUUCAAGUCAGCAUCUGGAAUCUUCGUGAAUCUCUUCACCGUCCUCAAGGCUCAUCUGCAUCCCGUUGUAGCUUGUUCAAUUUGCGACGGCGCGAUCCCAGUUAACUGCAGUUUGUUUACUUGAUUGGUGUCGGCGUUUCCCUCUCAGUUCAGGCAGUGCUGCAAAAACACGAUCAAGGAUGUCACGGGGACGGGGUGACCACGGCAAACGACAUCUUCAACAAUGACGCUCACCCUAAUUCAUGCCGCGGCACUUCUCCCACUUACAAACGCUGGCUGGAUUCGGGAGCAGACAAGAUAUACGGGUUCAGUGUCGUCCGGUGAAAACACAGUUCCGGGCUUACGUUGUCAAAAUCGGCGGACUUUCGUCUUGAAACCCCUUCAUCACACCCGCCUUUAUCAGAAGUAUCUGGCGCGGUUGAAGAGUGGACCCUGGGUCCCUGAGCAUGCGUAUGGCAUAACUCGAGGAGCUAGAGCCUAGAGACCCAUUACAAAACCUUUAUUGUAAGUGACUUAGCUUUUGUAAAGAGUUGAUUGCGCCCGGAUUUAUAGAUUGAGUAAGUUAUUGUGGAAAUUGCUUAAGCUCCAAGAGGAACUGAACGGGGCCCGUGACGGCGUUUGCCUAUUCCUGAAGUUCUCUGAUCCCUGAAUCAUUGCAUGAACAUUUUUUUUCAUCUUCCGAUUGUCUGUUGCUGAUUGAACAUUAAUCUCCAUG